This is a messenger RNA of Episyrphus balteatus (marmalade hoverfly), 1878 nucleotides long. RefSeq lists its product as uncharacterized. The record is from RefSeq and is a predicted model, not a curated record. The coding region runs from base 861 to 1724 and encodes 287 amino acids. The transcript has 3 exons. Gene Ontology annotation, cellular component: transcription regulator complex; nucleus. Gene Ontology annotation, molecular function: DNA binding. Gene Ontology annotation, biological process: regulation of transcription by RNA polymerase II. Lineage: Eukaryota; Metazoa; Arthropoda; Insecta; Diptera; Syrphidae.
UUGCUUGCAAACGCUGAAACGUUCAGUUGAGCGUGGACUCUCCGCUAGAGAAGGUUACCGAGUUUUUUGAAAAAUCUUUUUUUUGUGUCUUCUUCUGUGUUCCCUGUUUUAUCAUCGCCCUCGCUUUUGUUGUUGUAAUCAGUCAGUGUCAGAGUCUCUUCUUCCUGUUCUUCUUCUUCUUCACUUGCCGCCUGACUGACUGUCAGUCAGUCCCCAAAAAAAAAAAACAAGUAACCGAACCGACAGAAGGCCAAGUCAGCCCGAAGAAGAAGCAAUAACGGACCGGGAGGCAUCAUCGUCAUACACACAAACACACACACAGGCAAAAAUCGCCGCCGGGAGUGAGACCACCGCAUCCAUUGAAUUCCUUGCCAGCCAGCAGCAGCUGACAUUCGAACGAACUCUCGACUCGAACACCGGCACCGUUUUGGUGGUGGUUGCUUUUGCUUUUAAGGUUUUUCGUUUUCGUAGCUUGGGCAAUCGGCUUUGGCUUUGGCAACGGCUUUGGCAUUUCCUGCUGCUGGUUGCCAUUGCUGUGACGUGCUCUGUGCUGCCCCUAAGGAGACACACAGAUAGAGGUCGAAUCGAAUCGAAUACAUAGGCUCAAUACGCUACGCUACGCACACACAGCUACCAACCGAGCGUUGUGUAUCGAAACGAAAAAAAAGUGGAGAACACUCUUUUGUCGAAGCGAAGCUGAACGUUCUCAAUCAUUCAUUGGAGUGUCGCGAGCGCGCAACAACCACCGGCAAAUAUCACCAAGCAAAGAGUCAGUAAGCAGAGAAGCGAGUCUUGACAUUAUAGAAGCUAUUAAAGUUGGGAAGAGGAAAGUGUAUCUCUACAACAACAACAAAAUCAAUAUGGCACUCAAAGGAAACUCAUCGAUUGUAUUGAAUGUGGAAAAAUUUAUCAAAGAUGUGGAAAAUCGACCGGCGAUAUGGAAUCGCAAUUAUCACUGCAACAAGCCAUUUCUCGAGCAGAUGUGGGAAGAGUUGUCAUCCAUUCAUCAGUUGCCAAAAGUUGUAUUAAAAGCAAAAUGGAAAGGUUUGCGUGACAAUUUUCGAGUUGAAUACAAACGGAUACCGCGGGGGGAUAAUGGCGAUUUCCUGAUCCAACCAGCGGAACAUGAGUCCAAGUGGAUACAUUAUUAUGCGCUCUUGUUUUUGACUGAACACAUGCGUCAUCGCCUGCCAAAAACCGAACAAGAUACAAUGUUCUACUUCAACCAAUCAAAUCCUCAGGAAUACGAACAGACUCUUGUCGAGCCUGAUCUUACAAAUGGUCUCAUCCGUAUACCAGACAGUGAUGAAGAAUUCGAUGAAGAUGACGUAGAAGAUGAUGAUAUGGAAGAUCCUCCCAAACCUUUAGCCAAUAAACGUCCCGAAUUUCAUGGCACUGCUAAAAAACGUUCCCCUCAGCAACAUUCCUCAUUCAACAGCAUGUCUGACAGUACCAGCCUUUAUAAUGAAAAAUCAUCCUCAUUCUCAAACAGUCACAUUCCAUCAUUAAAACUUAAGCGACAACGUCUCUCCGAGGACAGUAAUUUUAAUGGUUCAUCGACAAUGGAAAAUUCAGCAGUUCCUGAAGAUGAUGAUUAUCAUUAUUUAUUGAGCCUGCAUCCUUAUAUGAAACAAUUGAAUUCAGCACAGAAAUUACGAAUUCGUACAAAAAUUCAAAAAUUAAUUUUCAAAGAACUUUACAAAGAGGAUCUGGAAGAGAAGUAAAAAAAAAAUCCCAUUUAAUGGCAUAUAGUCUUUCGAAACAUUCCACAUUCAAGAAAGAAAGAAUAUCUUCGAACAAAAAGACCUCUUUGUCACAAAAUAGUCAUAAGAUCAGGAACUAGUAUUAAGCUCUUAUUUUUUUUAAACAAGUUUAUUU